Molecule: messenger RNA, 1325 nt
Organism: Sorex fumeus (smoky shrew)
Lineage: Eukaryota; Metazoa; Chordata; Mammalia; Eulipotyphla; Soricidae
Gene: TEDC2
Product: tubulin epsilon and delta complex 2
Exons: 10
Coding region: 51-1208 (385 amino acids)
Source: RefSeq, a predicted model, not a curated record
GCGGGGCCGCGGCAGGGCGGUAAAUCCUGCGGGCCGAGGCCGCGGCGCUCAUGCUCCCCGCCGGCUGCUCGCGCGGGCUGGUGGCCGAGCUGCAGCACGCCCUGGACACCUGCGCCGAGCGGCAGCGGGAGCUGGAGCAGAGCCUGCGAGUAUCCCUGCGGCUGCUGCGUGCCUGGGACCCUGCCGACAGCCCCGCCCCAGAAGCAACCCCAGGGUGCAAACCUGACCAAGAGACCCUUACUUCAGCAUGCACGCCCAGCCCCCGGGAACUGGAGGAGCUGCAGCUUCUGACCCUGGCGCUGGAGAAGGCAGCCCGCGUGCGCAGACUCACCUCCCGGCCUGCAGCGAAAGACAGGGCCUUGCGCCAGAAGGUGGGCUGCAUCCCGGCCCCAGGCCGGGCUGGCCUUGGGGCAGCAGGGAGCAAGCCACCCCGCGGCAGCCGCCAGCCUCCCUUGCCCAGCAGCACAGCUGAGUACAGGCCCCCGCUGGCCAGCCCUGCAGAGACUUCGGCCCCCCAAGCUUUCACGCUGAAGGACAAGGGGACCCUGCUGCAGCUGCCUGCGGCCUUCAGGACAGCCGCCUCCGCCAACUCCCGCCUGUGGGCCGAGCUGAACUCCCAGGCCAGCGGGCCCGCGGAUGCCGUCAGCGCCAGGGCCCAGUUCCUCCGGCAGAUGCCGCCUGCAACAGACUUGGGCUCAGAGCCCUGCGCGGCGGAGGUACAGCGCCUGCGCAAGGCCUGCUCGCUGCUGCGGCUGCGCCUGGGCCAGGAGCUCGCGGCAGGCCCAGCGGAGCCGAGGCAGGAGUACCAGCGCCUGCUCACGCUGGAGGGGCUGCGCGACGCGGCCGGCGGGUGUCAGCGCCGGUUGCAGGAGCUGCGCGCAGCCGCUGCCGAGCCUUGGCCGGAACGGACAGCUGCAGGGGGCUCUCCCCGUGGUGGAGGGAACGCACAGCCGCCCUGGGACUCCCAGCUGCUUGUCUACUCCAGCCCGCGGGAGCUGCAGACCCUGGCCGCCCUGCGGCUGCGGGUGGCCAUGCUCGACCAGGAACUGCACCUCCAGGAGGUCCUGAUGGCGCAGCUCCUGCCGGUGCUGCGUGCCCAGCAGCCCUCGGGGUCCCCGGGGUUGGUGCUGUACCGGGCCGCACACAGCCUGCUCUGCGAGGGGGGCGAACGCUUUGUAUCCACUCUGAGGGACGAUCCCACCGACUGAGCCCAAUGCCAACCACACAGCAGCUGGCAGAGCGAGGCUGGCCCUGCGGGCACAAGGAGGCAGAACCCCAGAGGGUCGCCAGUCCCUCUGUUCUCCCUCUCGCUACAUAAAGCCACA